Messenger RNA from Quercus lobata, 693 nucleotides. RefSeq lists its product as uncharacterized. Gene Ontology annotation, molecular function: RNA-DNA hybrid ribonuclease activity; nucleic acid binding. Bases 1 to 693 code for a protein of 230 amino acids. The transcript has 2 exons. The record is from RefSeq and is a predicted model, not a curated record. NCBI's taxonomy places the organism in Eukaryota, Viridiplantae, Streptophyta, Magnoliopsida, Fagales, Fagaceae.
AUGUAUUUUGAUGGAGCAACAAAUCAAAACGGAAGUGGAAUUGGAGUUCUCUUAAUUUCUCCAAAAGGAGCACACAUCCCAUUUUUUGGUAGACUCAACUUCCCUGCCACCAACAAUGUCACAGAAUAUGAAGCUUGCAUCAUGGGCCUACAAGCAACCUUAGGCCUAGGAGUGAAAGAGUUGGAGGUGUAUGGAGACUCAGCUCUAAUAAUCUCUCAGAAGUGGUCAUCAAAAUUCAGUGAGAUCCAAUAUCAAUAUAUGUCGAGGAUGCUGAAUCAAAUUGCAAAUGCUUUAGCAACCAUGAAACCCAUGAUGGAUGGGUCAAAAGAAGAUGAAGCUAGAUCAAUAGUGUUGGAACAAAAAGAAGAACCAGCUUAUUGCAUAUCAAUAGAAGAAGAUGAAGGAAAGGAUGGGGAAGGAAAAUGGUAUUCAGACAUUCUACAAUACCUCAAAGAUGGAACAUACCUAGAGUCUGUAGACAAGAAUGAUCAGUUAACCAUCCGAAGGUUUUCCACUAAUUAUAUUAUUUGUGGUGAAAGGCUUUACCGAAAAUCAUAUGAUGAAAUUCAUCUCCUCUAUGUAACUACCAAGGAAGCACAACAGAUAAUUGAAGAGGUUCAUGAGUCAAGUUAUGGGCCACAUAUGAACGCAAUUAUGUUAUCAAGGAAGAUAAUGAGACAGGGUUACUACUAG